UCUCGUCGCCAUGUCCGACGUCGAACAGCAUGGAGGAAGCCCCCGCCCAGCCUCAGCGACUCCACGCCGUCCACGACCCCCCUCCAAUUUCUACUCCGAACUCCACAAUUUCACUACCCAACUGGGGAUUCCCCGCAGCGGCCGCGACAAGGCGCCGCCAAAGCAAACCCGGGAGCAGCAGCCCCACCUGAUGGAGGAAUUGGAGGAGGAGGAGGAGGAGGAGGUAGUGAAGGGGAAACAAUCCCUGGGUUUCUCCAUCGCACUGUCCCACGACGAAAUCAUGCAGGAUUUCAUGGCGUUUACAGGGGCGUUGCCUCCCAGGAAGCCGAGAAAGAAAGCACAAAAGCUGGUUGACCCACUGUUUCCUGGACUUGCGCUGUCGAAGAUUGCUGUCAGUAAAUACAUUCAAGGUCGAUCGUCCAUCGAAUAAUUAAGGAAGGGGAUGACGAGACUUGAUGGAGGUAGAAUCACGGCUAUGCUCUAUCGACAACUUUAAUACCCAAUUUCAUUACUUGAUCAUCGGAUGACUAGUUUUCUUUUCUUUCUCUAUUGUUUUUUUUUUGUUUUACAAUCUUAACAAAACCAAUUGACGCUGCAACUUGUUGGUUAGCUCUCUGAUG
Molecule: messenger RNA, 620 nt
Organism: Zingiber officinale
Lineage: Eukaryota; Viridiplantae; Streptophyta; Magnoliopsida; Zingiberales; Zingiberaceae
Exons: 2
Coding region: 11-430 (139 amino acids)
Source: RefSeq, a predicted model, not a curated record